AUGUCCCUCAUUCUUUUGUCACUUAUAGCGAUCCUUGGAUUCUUUGCCCUAUUUUAUGGCUUCCUCCUCCAAGUUAGGAGGCGCAUUAUGGGCUACCGGGACGCGCGCCUGCAAGCCGCAACGCGGUCGGGUAUGUCAUCUACCUCGGGUGGGAGCGGUGUGCGCUCGGGGAAGCGCAUGCUGAAGGUUGUCAUCGUGCAUAUGAGUUUGUUCAUCGGAGGGGCGGAGCGGCUGAUCGUAGAUGUCGCCCUAGCCUUAAAGUAUCAUCAGCGCAAGGUCCCUAUGGAGGUGGUUAUCGUGACGACGGAGCACCCCCGGGAGAGGUGCUUCAAGGAAACGAUAGAUGGCUCGUUGAAGGUGGAGGUGUGCGGCUCAUUUUUGCCCAGAAAACUUUUUGGGAAGGGUGUUGUGUUUUUCAGCACACUGCGUAUGUGGUAUGCUGGUUUGGUCGCCUGUUGGGUUCACCCCGACGUCGAUUGCUUUUUUGUGGACGACGCCGCUAACCUGGUGCCGCUGUUGCGGUUCUUGGCGUGCAACAUCCCCAUCAUCUUCUACUGCCACUUCCCCUCUCUGCUCUGCGAUUCCAACCGCGUUGUGGAUGAGGCGAUUUUCAGCGAGACAUCAUUGGAGGCCUCCACGGGAGGGGUGCCACCUGGGGCUCCCCAAUCGGCCGCGUUCUCCCCCUGGCAACGUUCGAGCGGAGACGGUGUUGCCGUGAAGAGGCUAUCCCUGUGUCACAAAAUAUACUGUGAUUUUUUUGACUGGGCUGAAGAAUGGUCGUUGAGGUGUGCGACGAGCAUCGUGUGCAAUUCAAAGUUUACGCGAAUGGUGACCCUGCGCGUCUUCCCCACGCUCGCCGGGAGGAUCGACGAGAGGGAUAUCUUUUACCCUCCUGUGGCACUGCCGGCGGCGGUUGGCGAGCUCAAGGGUGAUUCACCAGACCCCGAUAUCAUUGAUGUGUCUCUUGCGAAGAAGCUGGAGGAGCACACUGUUUUUUUCAGCAUCAAUCGCUACAACCCGAAGAAAAACAUUGGCCUCGCCUUGCAGGCCUUUGCUCUGCUUCUGAAAGACCCCUCCGAGCUGGAGGGGUGGGCGAAGCCCCCGCUUCUCGUCAUCGCCGGCGGUUACAACUCCGAUGCCGCGGCGGACGUCGCGUACAUGGACGAGCUUCAUCAGCUUGCGUUUGUGGAGCUGCGGCUUCCACGGGAUCGUGUGUUCUUCCUGUACAACAUCCGCGAUGAGGUGAAGUCGCUGCUGCUGCGGCAGAUGCGGGUGCUCCUGUACACCCCGUCGAACGAGCACUUCGGGAUCGGACCGCUGGAGGGGAUGGUGCUGGGGAAGCCCGUCAUCGCCGUGGCGCUGGGGGGUCCACUGGAGAGCAUCGGCACCGGCGACGACGCCGCUGGGGUGCUCUGCGCGCCGCAGCCGGAGGCCUUCGCCGCGGCGAUGCGGCGCCUCGGCGGCGACGACGAGCUCUGCCGCCAGCUGGGCGAGCGCGGCAAGCGGCGCGUGGCGGAAAUCUUCAGCAUGGAUGCCUUCGCUGAGCGGUUGGUGAGUCGGGUGCACGAUCUGUGUGCAAGGGAGCAUAAAAAAGCCGUGUGA
Messenger RNA from Phytomonas sp. EM1, 1602 nucleotides. NCBI's taxonomy places the organism in Eukaryota, Euglenozoa, Kinetoplastea, Trypanosomatida, Trypanosomatidae. The record is from the annotation of a GenBank genome assembly.